AUGUCGACGGAGUAUAAACGUGAGCAGUACCGGAAAGCCCAAGAGGAAAAGCGGAAACGGGUUCAAAAUGUUGAAUUCGAUGUACCUGCUGAGAGCGAUGUCCAGCUCCCCCGGAAACGGUACUAUCGUCAGCGGGCCCAUUCAAACCCUUUCAGCGAUCAUAAUCUAGAAUACCCGCGAAAACCAAGCGAUAUGGAUUGGACUAAAUUGUACCCUGUGUUACGAGAGAGACCGGAACUGGGAAAGCCCACGGUUGCUGAUAUUGGCUGUGGUUUUGGCGGUCUUUUAGUGUCUCUUUCGCCUAUGCUGCCUGAUAAGCUGAUUCUGGGGAUGGAGAUCCGAGUGCAAGUAACCAACUAUGUGGAGGACCGUAUCAUUGCGCUUCGCCAACAGAAUAUUGACAGCAAGGGCUACGGUAACAUCUCGGUUUUGCGUGGAAAUGCGAUGAAAUUCCUUCCUAAUUUCUUUGAGAAAGGACAGCUUGAAAAAAUCUUCUUCUGCUUCCCUGAUCCGCACUUUAAGCAACGAAAACACAAAGCUCGUAUUGUCACAACCACACUCUCAAGUGAGUAUGCCUACGUGCUACAACCUGGUGGCAUCAUUUAUACGAUUACCGAUGUUAAAGAUCUGCAUGAUUGGAUGGUUGAGCAUUUGGAGGCACAUCCACUGUUUGAACGUUUGUCCAAAAAGUGGGAGGCUCAGGAUGAUUGUGUUAAGAUCAUGACUUCAGACACUGAGGAAGGUAAGAAAGUCGAACGUAACUCUGGUGAUAAGUUCGUUGCAUGUUUUAGGCGGCUUCCUAAUCCUUAA
This is a messenger RNA of Wickerhamiella sorbophila, 810 nucleotides long. RefSeq names its product tRNA (guanine-N(7)-)-methyltransferase. Gene Ontology annotation, molecular function: tRNA (guanine(46)-N7)-methyltransferase activity. The transcript has a single exon. Gene Ontology annotation, biological process: tRNA methylation; RNA (guanine-N7)-methylation. Lineage: Eukaryota; Fungi; Ascomycota; Dipodascomycetes; Dipodascales; Trichomonascaceae. Gene Ontology annotation, cellular component: tRNA methyltransferase complex. The coding region runs from base 1 to 810 and encodes 269 amino acids. The record is from RefSeq and is a predicted model, not a curated record.